AUGACACCACAGCUACCACAUACCAUUCCCGGUGGCAUCGACCAUUUCGGUGACCUCCCGCUGGAACUUAAUGUCCAAAUCAUGGAGCUACUUCCUCUUGAUGACUUAUGCUCUCUUACCAGAGCGUCGCCUGCAGCGUGGCGGUCUUUUCGACUGGAUCACUCUUUCAUUCUGAGGCCCCAUAUAAAGCAAUUCUACGACCACUACGGCGAUCCAGCUGCCGCACCACUACUCAAACUGCUUAUUCGCCUUCGAUCUCUACGAAACCAAAUGAAGAGGAAGCCUAAGAUAGAUGUUGAGAAGAGAUUAAAACCAACCCUUGAUUCUAUUCUCUCUUUGGACUUCAUGGAAGUACCUUCGGGAUGGGACUCAAAUCUCCAGGCUCUGAGUGCAGCAAAGGCAUUGAUUCCUGAACUGCGGGACAUAUUCGACCUAUGGAAUAAUCGGACUCUAAGUAUUGCCCCGUAUAAGGAGCUUGACAAAGUUCCUCGAUGGGAAUGCUGGAGAUUCGUUGAGUCCUUGCUCCGAUUCGAAUGCUGCUGUUGUAUUCUUUCCCAUCCAGAAGGGCUUUUAUUUCAAGAUAUGCUUCAACUUAAACAUGUCUUUCUCAAACCGCUGAUUGCUGCCACAGAAACCCUGCUUCCUAGCGACCUACGGCCUUGGGGCUUGCUCGAGGGGAUAAUGGAGAGUACGAUGACCCAAAUAUCCUGGACUGAGGAAGAGGCCAUAUUACCAACAGAGUUUAAUUUCGAAACUCCAAAAUAUUUCAGAAAAUGGUUCGAGCCUAUAGUCAAAACCGUUGACAAAUCACUCCGUAAAGAAUGGGGUAGAACGAUCAAGGGUCGCAAGAAACAGUCACUUACUGUGGAGGAGUCUGAAAUCAAGCAAUUUCUCCAGCGAAAGGGAAGUGAAGAUAAACAUCUGUGUUAUCACCUCACCCUCCAAGGGAACACUUCCUUGGAAGGAUACAUCGCGAAAAGGAACUUUUCGGCUCUCAUCUCAGUCUAA
Fusarium fujikuroi IMI 58289 is the source of this 1008-nucleotide messenger RNA. RefSeq lists its product as uncharacterized. Bases 1 to 1008 code for a protein of 335 amino acids. Gene Ontology annotation, molecular function: protein binding. Lineage: Eukaryota; Fungi; Ascomycota; Sordariomycetes; Hypocreales; Nectriaceae. The transcript has a single exon. The record is from RefSeq and is a predicted model, not a curated record.